Paramecium octaurelia is the source of this 972-nucleotide messenger RNA. The record is from the annotation of a GenBank genome assembly. Lineage: Eukaryota; Ciliophora; Oligohymenophorea; Peniculida; Parameciidae.
AGUAAUCAAAUAUGAGAAUUUAAAAUUAAUAUAUUCAGGUUUCUCCUUCAGCUGUUUAAUCAUUUUCUCCUUCUAUUUUAACUCUUCUCCCAUUUUCCCAAAUUCCAGCUUUCCUCUCUCCAGUUUCAGUUAUAAUUACUCCUUUCCCAUUUUACUUUCCUAAAGCCCAUUCUCCUUCAUAUCUUUUACCGUUAUUCCAUGAAAAAACUCCUUGCCCAUGUUUUUUAUCAUCUAUAUAGUAUCCUUUGUAGCUUUUCCNUUGCUUAUUAUGCAGCAGGAACUGAUUAAGUGUAAUACACUUUCUUUUUUGAAUUCUCUCUCACUGUUGACAAAUCAAGUGGUGCUUCAGUUGACACAGCAUUCAAGCCAUUAACUUAAACAGCCACAGCAGGAUGUGCUGUUGGUGCAUCUUGCAACGCAAAAGCUGAUACAAUCUUAAAAUGGUGCACAGAUUUAUAAUGUACAGCAUUUUCGCAACCAGAUUUGCACUUGAACGACUAAUUUGUUCUUCAAUAGGUCGUCACCACUACAGGAAUGAACUAUUAUUUGACUGGAACUGAAGUCUGGUACACCGGUAAUGGAUUGAAUAAGAAAGCAACAAUAGUUUCAGUUAAUAAUUCAGUCAAAGGGCAAGUAAUUAUCUAAUUAAAGGCUGAAAUUGCUUGGAGAUCAGUCACUAUCAAAGUUACCUCUACUUUAUCAACAGCUUAAACAGGAGGAAGAAGACUUUUAACAGAAUAAAUUACCUAUGAUCCAGUAAGUGGACAAACAGAUACAAUAGAAUGCAUCAAGGCUGAAGGAUCAGAAAAAUGCCCAACAUGCGAUCAAGAAAAAGCUGCAAAUGGAUAUUCCAGCGAUGAAUGUGUCGAUGUAGAUAAUUCAUCAUCUAAUGGGUAUAUUUUAGCAGCAGGAUUAUUUGCCAUGUUUAUCAUGGUGUGAUUAUUUUUUAUGUAGAGGCAUUAUAAACAAACU